Scutellospora calospora is the source of this 486-nucleotide messenger RNA. The record is from the annotation of a GenBank genome assembly. Lineage: Eukaryota; Fungi; Glomeromycota; Glomeromycetes; Diversisporales; Gigasporaceae.
AAAUCUCUUAUGUUUUCAAACAAUAAAUGCAAAGAAUGCCAUCGGCUAGACAAUUCUUGGCCCUGGUGUAAAGAUUGUAACGCACGACAUUUUGAGGAAUAUUCCAAAUUUUGGACAAGUGGAAGUAAAGACAUUGACGAUUUUAUUCUAGAUACGCAACUCCAAGCAUCAAAUGCGUUUCAAAAAUUAGAGUGGAUUCCCUACGACCAAUUCACCGAUUUCAAGUUUCUUGCUAAAGGCGGAUCCGGUGAAGUAUGUAAAGCCACAUGGAAGGAUGGUUAUAUAUGCGAAUGGAAUAUCGAGAAAAAAUGUUGGUCAAGAAAAUCUAAUACCGAAGUUGCUUUAAAGAGUUUAUAUAAUCUAAAAGAUACGACAAUACUUUUCAAUGAGAUUAGAAAUCAAAUAAAAUCGAUAAAAAUUAAUGAUAAUAAAGUAAUUCCAUGUUAUGGAAUAACCCAAAAUACAAAAACACAAGAAUUCAUGAUG